UCACGAAACUGCACCAGCCCGGGAGGAGUGCAUACAUAACAUAUUAAAUUGCAUGUACAUUUAUUUAAAAAAGUUAAAAUAUAUGCAUCACAGCCUGUGCGCAAGGUAUUUUUUAAUUGGAUUUGAGGCAGUCACAUUCAGGUCUCCAUUUUUUAUUAAAAUCCUCAAACAUCCUUCUUUCUCUUUUUUAGAGUAUAGGCUUAAGGAUGGACCAAACACUUGCUCCGGAAGGGUGGAGGUCGUCUUUGAACGUCUUGGGUGGGGAACUGUUUUGGACAAAGGCUGGAAUGUGUUGGGAGGAGAUGUGAUCUGCAAACAGAUGGACUGUGGAAGUGCACGGAGUGUCAAUGGUGGGUCUGCUUUUGGGAAGGGUUCAGGUACGGCAUGGUGGUAUGAUACCACAUGCUCGGGAACUGAAAUCUCCCUGAAAAGUUGUCUUUCAGGCAAUGAGAAAAAGAGUUCACACAACAAUGACGCAGGAGUGGUCUGCAGAGAGGUGAAACUGGUAAACAGCCAAAGCAUUUGUCAAGGUACAGUGCAGGUUCGUUAUACUGGAGAAUGGGGAACAAUAUGUCACAACGAUUGGGAUCCACUGGACGGUAUUGUGCUGUGCCGAGAACUCGGCUGUGGUCCUCUUUCAGGGACAUACACCUCAGCUUAUUUUGGGAUCGGUACAGGGUCAAUAAUGAUGGAUAUUGUCCAGUGUACCGGCAGUGAGUCCUCACUGAAGGACUGCAUUAAUUCUGCGCCUGUAAGCAGCCUCUGUACACAUUCACAGGACGCUGGAGUCAUCUGCGGAGAAGUGAGAUUGGUAGAUGGAGACAGCAUUUGUUCUGGAAGGGUGGAGGUUCUUAGAAACAAUCAGUGGGGAAGUGUCUGUGGAGACAGCUGGGAUAUGACUGACGCCCAAGUCGUCUGUAGAGAGCUGGGCUGUGGAACUCCAGUAGAGGUAAACCAAGGUGCUUUUGGAAGCGGUGUUGGACCAAUAUGGAUGGAUGAUGUGAAAUGUACAGGCACUGAGUCAACAUUAAAGGACUGUGGGUCAAACGGAUGGGGAGUUCAUAACUGUGAUCAUGCAAACGAUGCAGGAGUUGUCUGCCGAGAGGUACGGUUGGUGAAUACGAACAACAUGUGUCAGGGCACAGUGCAGGUGUAUCAUGACGGCCGGUGGGGAACUGUGUGCCACAACAGCUGGGAUAUCGCAGAUGGUUUAGUGCUCUGUAGAGAGCUGGGCUGUGGUGGGAAUGUAGAGCCCUUGGGAAGUGCAUAUUUUGGGGCUGGUGAUGGGCCAAUAUGGAUGGAUUCACUCAGAUGCAAAGGUGACGAGUCAAACCUAAGGAAAUGCCAGUUUGGUGGGUGGGGAAACCAUCAAUGCAUUCAUGCAUAUGAUGCAGGAAUCAUCUGCAAAGAGAUUAAAAAUGUGCUCAGGAUUAAGGUGAACGCUGACUCUGAUGUAAACCCCAAUGACCCUUCAUACAUGGCACAACUACUGGACAAAAUCAAAGAAGAGCUCAAAAAUCAUGGAAAUUUCUCUGUCAAGUGGAGAACGCAGUUGAAUGAGCAAGUGUUUCAGGAAAAGAAAAACUUAUUUGAUCCCUGACAGGUCUGUUAUUUCGACAGGAGCCAUAGAAGAAAUUACCUUUCAUGACAAAUUCAACAGAACAACUCAACUGCUCUUGCAGAAUCAUCCUGAUGAUGAAGAAGUGUUUAUAUUUACAUUUAGACAUUUAGCAGACGCUUUUAUCCAAAUUUAAUACUAAGAAUUAUAUACUAAAAUGGUCUUACAUUUUAUAUUAUAUACUAGAGAUUUAGUAUGUAGUAUAAAAUGAUAUAAUAAAAAGGUUUAAUAUAUUUUACAGCAUAUGAAAUAAAACAUACUAUUUAGAAUAUCUGUUUAGGUUGCAGCAGGACAGUGACAAUGAAAGUCUGUAAUCAUUUCACAUGCGUUGAUGCUUCUUUGUCGCUG
Messenger RNA from Carassius auratus (goldfish), 1966 nucleotides. RefSeq names its product deleted in malignant brain tumors 1 protein-like. Gene Ontology annotation, cellular component: membrane. NCBI's taxonomy places the organism in Eukaryota, Metazoa, Chordata, Actinopteri, Cypriniformes, Cyprinidae. The coding region runs from base 53 to 1600 and encodes 515 amino acids. The transcript is spliced from 7 exons. The record is from RefSeq and is a predicted model, not a curated record.